Messenger RNA from Talaromyces amestolkiae, 2589 nucleotides. RefSeq lists its product as uncharacterized. The record is from RefSeq and is a predicted model, not a curated record. The transcript is spliced from 6 exons. Bases 1 to 2589 code for a protein of 862 amino acids. Lineage: Eukaryota; Fungi; Ascomycota; Eurotiomycetes; Eurotiales; Trichocomaceae.
AUGGCUCGAUCUGUUUCCUGGCUUGAUGGUGACAAAUCAGAACCAAAGCUUCCAGCAGUCGAUAUUGGCAGCAGAGUCUUUGUUUUUGAAUCCGAUGAUGAAAAGCUAGAUCAUGAGAUAGCAGUCCUACCAUCACGACGGUCCGCUAUUGAGGACGAAGCACCGAUUGUAUUACGACCAAUCCAAAAAUCUCAAGGACUACCUAAUCAAAACGUCGAAGACACUGAUGAGCACGAACCCGUGAUCGAUGUUCACGACACUGGAAAGAACACUACAAUCAAUUUGAGCAUUGAUGUGCAGAUCGACGUCACUGAAGACGUCGCACAGCUAUCUCGAUUGAAUCGUCUAGGAUGGUUCAAUCGCGGGGUGACACUAUACGAAGAGAAGCUGAAACAUCACCUGGACUGUUUCCCAGUGGCUGUCGAUAUGCGGAUCUCCUACUACAACAAGGAGAGAAGUUAUGCUCCGGACGAACAUAUGGUGCUGAAGUCUAUGAACGCGUACGCCGCUAUUUUCGCCAAAGGGACGGUUGAUGAUGCUGUCAAGGCGUUGAAAGGGAUGUCCGAUUAUCUGAAAAAAGAAAAGGCUGAAAGUCUCAAAGCCACCAAGAUUCAUAUGGUCGAACUUUAUUUUCAAAUUUCGAUAUUCAUCAAUGAUAAUAUUUUGCCAGAUUCACUGCCCGACGAUGUAGACUUUGGAUCUAUUGCGUUCCGUGACCAUCCUUGGUUCUUCUUACCACUGAAAUACUCGAGCUGCUUUGUGAUUGGGAAAUGGUACUAUCUACUACGUCAACAGGGCUUCCACUGGGAGUCAUUCCGCUUUUUGCGGCUCSUGCUUGCCMUCUUAAARACGAAUGACUCGCCAUUUGGCCAUCUCGAAUACUUUCUGCAGAUUAGUGUCAGAGACUUAGUUCUCGAAGAAACAUUCUUAACGCUUGCUCAUAUCACGUCUUCUGGCGACGAGCAACAAAUUCUCGCAGAGCUUGCCAGCAUAUCGUCGAUCCGAAGUUUGAUUAUAGACACCACAUCUGAUCUAUACCUCGAUUCUGCUAAGACCUGUUGGCACCAAGAGAAAAGUCUUGCGAGGCUUAUCGUUGAGAGCCAUCCACACUUGUCAACCUCCAGACCAUUUCUCGAAUGGAUUAUGAAGGAGCAUGUCCAUAUAUUUCCAUUUCAAUCCCAGCUGACUGCAAGAUUACGUGGCGACCUUCCGAAUAUGAUACCGCAGAGACGUCAUUCUAUCAAACCUCUUUUGGAUUGUCUUUUGGACUUUGGGGCUAUGCGAAAUACACAAAGAAUGGGCCACGUUGAGACUGCUCAAAAAGUGCUUAAAUGCGCCGAGGAGAACGGCGAUACUCUUCUGCAGCGGACUGUCUUGCAAGAGUUGAUCAUGUUCGAUGAUAGUACAGUGACUAGCCGUCUGCAGAACCUGAUGACGCUUGCAUCUCUACUGGACACAGUUGAUCUGGUCGGUUACAUCGACUAUCUAGUAUUGAGAUACACAACGUUGCAGGAAAUCUCUCCAAAUAUGCAAGCUGUAGAAAGAUCUAAACUGUGUGAAGAAAUCCGGAGAUUCAAUCUACGAUAUCCAUGGGACACUGCAUUCUCACUCCCGCUGUCGGAAUAUAUCAAGGAUAGAAUAUACAUACGCGUUCUCACAGAUCUCCAUCGAGACUCUGAAUGUGUGUCCACGCAGCGAAUACUGAAUGAUCUUAAAUGGCAGUUACCAAGUUACCUCGAGCCCGAGCGAACCUUUUGGUUGUCAGGGGAUCGCCGAUUCGGUGCUUCAGACAUGUUGCACAUGCUACACAUGCAGGAAGAAACUGAUGCACGGCGGAGCAGGCGAUAUCGACCGAGCACUGUCGAUGAUAGAGUGACAAUACUGCCUCCGCCGCGUGGUUUCAAAGAUACAGUGGUUCGUGAUAUAGCCACAGAUGAAGAGAGCCUUUACUCGCCUGUGAGGAUUAUCACUAGAGAACCCAAAUAUCUGAAGAGUGGCGUCAGUCAAUCAAGAAAGUCGGAAGAAGAAAAGGAAGCAGGGGAAGAAGCAGGAAAAGAGGAAGAAGACCAGAACAAUUGGUUUUCCAUAGACAACGGUCUAGCGAACCUAGAGGAUCCCGAUCACAUCAAGGAGGACUACGACUCCUAUGACAACGAGGAUGACGUACACGCCGUCUCUGAGGAUCUCGAUCUCCAGGCCAGCAAGGGGUUCAAGCAAUUCCGGAAAGAGAUGAAUAAAGCCAGUCUCCCCAUCGGGGUGCCACCCGUAACCUGGCGAAGCUGUCCACACGCCGUCAAAUCGACCGAAGAUCAGAUGUCGCAGGAUCAACUGGAUUUAUGGCGCAGCAACCUUGGCCGCCGUGUCGUAAUACCCGUCGUCACCAGAAAGGCAACGGACACCAUCGAGAACACCAUCCUUCGUGGCUACUUUGAUCGUAUGAGAAACCAUAGCUCCCAGUUCGGCCAGUUCGGCAGCGACAUGAUAGCCAAAGCUACUAUCAACUUUGUUUGUAGCUGCUAUGUGGAGUUAGAGCUUGAGGAGCGCAAAGGCAAUGCCAAUGUCAAUCAGUACAAUUCCCUUGACCCCUGA